UCGGGUUGGGUUGUGCUUGAAGGUUUACGGGCGCGUCGUCGUUGAUGUCGGAUGUCGGAAGGCGUCGUCAUUGUUACUCUAUCUUCCUCAUCGUCGCCGCCGCCGCUAUCGUCGUUGUCGUCAGAUCUCUUUUGUCUAUCUACCCUGUCCUCUGACGGGAAAUGUUAGUCUCCUUGUUUUUUUCUUGUUUUUACUAUUUUAUUUGUUUUUCCUGUAUUUUCUUGGCUCGGCUGGGUUGGGUUGGGUUGCUUCGCCAAGUUUUGCUUGGCUUGGCUCUGCAUCCUCCUCUUCGACCAUCAUCGUCACUGUCUAUCGUUUGUCGUUCUUCAUACGCUCGUCUUAUGUUGGCUUUUUUCUGUUCUCGUUGCUGGAGAGGCGCCGCUACUGGUCCGUGGGCGGUGGGGUGGGGUGAGCCAAAGCCUGCGCGGUUACCUGUGCAGCGCGGCGCGCCGCGACGUCAACGCUCGCUCGCUCAUUCAUUCAUUCAUUGGCUUGCUUGUUUGUUUACUUAGUUCGUUCAUUCGUUCAUUCGUUCAUUCAUUCAGAGAGGGG
Messenger RNA from Aplosporella prunicola CBS 121167, 552 nucleotides. RefSeq lists its product as uncharacterized. The transcript has a single exon. The record is from RefSeq and is a predicted model, not a curated record. Bases 162 to 512 code for a protein of 116 amino acids. Lineage: Eukaryota; Fungi; Ascomycota; Dothideomycetes; Botryosphaeriales; Aplosporellaceae.